AUGCCGUACCCAUACCUUUCCAAGUAUCUAGUGCUGUUGCUCAUCAUCGCCGGAUGCAGUUUUACCGCUGCGGCGCAGCAAUAUACCGUUACCGGUAAAGUCAUUGCCGCUACAGAUCAGCUCCCGGUACCGGGAACGGUGGUACGGGUUGCCGACUCUUCCCGGAACGCAACGGCAACCGACCCCUCGGGCAAAUUCAGGAUACUGGUCCAUAAAGGGCAGAAGAUCAUAGUGAGCUACCUGGGGUAUGAAGAGCAAUCAUUUGUGAUUAAUGACAACCAGGAGCUGAAUAUAACCCUCGUCAGCAAAGUCAAUAAAGUAGAUGAAGUAGUGGUGAUCGGUUAUGGCGCUGUCAAAAAAUCACACCUGACCGGGGCCGUGUCUAAAGUUACCAAUGAUAACCUGGAUCAGAUCCCGGUAUCGAGAGUCGAUGACGCACUGAUGGGCAAGCUGGCCGGAGUAAGUGUUCAGAAAACCGAUGCACAGGCUGGGGCGGAGCCCACCAUACAGAUCCGCGGUGCUACUUCCAUUACCGCAGGCACUUCGCCGCUUAUCGUCAUCGAUGGUUACCCCGUGCCCACAGAUCUGUCUGCCAUUGAUAUGAGCGAUGUGGAAUCCAUUGAAGUGUUGAAAGAUGCGGCCUCGGCAGCUAUGUAUGGUUCGCGCGGUGGUAAUGGCGUGUUGCUGGUCACUACCAAAAGCGGUCGUGCCAACCGCCAGCGCAUUGGUAUCAACCUGGCCUCCGGUAUGAAGCAAGUUUACCGCAAGUUGCCCCGCACUUCCCUGGGCGACUGGAAGAAUUAUGUAGCCGCACAAAAUAAUGGGGAGAUACCCGCCCAGAUAAGCCUGGCCGAACAGUAUGAUGCCAACAGCGAUAUCCAGGAUGCGAUCUUCCGUACCAGCAAUUAUACCAAUGCCGGUGUGAACGCCAAUGGCGGUAAUUCAACGGUGCGUUAUUACGUGGGUGGCACAUUUAUGCGGGAUGAUGGCGUGAUGAAAGGAAAUGACUAUCGCCGGUAUGGUGGCAAGGUAGGGCUGGACGCCAACCUCAAUAAAAAACUGAAGGCAGAUGCGCAGGAAGCAGUGCGGAAUGCGCCGUCCUGGCUGCCUUUGUACCACACAGAACAGACGGCCGCAGCAACCGGGAAACCGGUCGGCUCCUACGCCAGCCAGCGCGACUUCGAUCCUAACCGUAACCCGGCCUUCCAGGGCAUCAGCCUUUCAGCAUCUACCAGCAACAGUACGCUGGCUAUGAUCGACGGCAUAUCUGACAAGCGCACCAAUAUCCGAAAUAUCCUGAAUUCCUACAUCCAGUACAAUUUCAACCCUUACUUAUAUUUUAAAGCAACAGCAGGUUAUACCGGUAGUCAUAACGAGCGCAAUUACUUUCAGAAAUCAUGGGCAAGGGCAGAUGCGAUACUGGAUGGCGAAGCUUAUGCCCGAACGACAUCGAGUGCGAUCUUUUCCCAAACCAAGCUGACAGAUCUGCUGAAUGAGGAUAUGCUUUUUUACAAGCGCUCUUUUGGCAAACAUGAUGUGGAUGCCAUCGUGGGCUUUAGUAUCCAGAAAACUUCCUGGGAUAAUAUUACCGGGAAUCCCUAUCCGAAAGUGAACUGGGGCUUUACCACCAAUAUAGGUUAUAAGAAUUUUGACCUGAGCAUUACGCUGCAAGGAUCACACGGCGCAAAGAUAUUUAAUAUUGACCCUUACUAUUACGAAACCCAAUACGGUACUACGGGAGCAACUGCCUACCAGAAUUACCCGUUGGAGAUGCAGCAAUCGGUACGGCUGAAAACGGAAACCAAUCUGGAGAUCCAGGAUGCUUCAUUUGUGGCCCUGCGUAAUGUAAACCUUGGUUAUAGCUUUUCCGGGAAGGCAGCUAAAAAAAUAGGGAUGACGGGUUUAAGGUGCUACUUAUCAGCAGCCAAUCUCCUGUACUUAUUUGCGGAUAACUAUACCAGCCUCAACCCGGAGGCUAACAAUACCUAUACCAAUGAUCCGCUGCGGAAGGGUUAUCAGCGCGGGGCAAUUCCCAUAGCACGGACCAUAACCUUUGGCAUCAACACUAAUUUCUAA
This is a messenger RNA of Ostertagia ostertagi, 2076 nucleotides long. The record is from the annotation of a GenBank genome assembly. Lineage: Eukaryota; Metazoa; Nematoda; Chromadorea; Rhabditida; Trichostrongylidae.